Messenger RNA from Arabis nemorensis, 771 nucleotides. The record is from the annotation of a GenBank genome assembly. Lineage: Eukaryota; Viridiplantae; Streptophyta; Magnoliopsida; Brassicales; Brassicaceae.
AUGACCGUCGGAGUUUUAGCUUUGCAAGGUUCUUUCAACGAACACAUCGCGGCUCUGCGGCGGCUCGGCGUCCAAGGCGUCGAGAUUAGGAAGGCCGACCAGCUUCUCACCGUUUCCUCUCUCAUCAUUCCCGGCGGCGAGAGCACCACCAUGGCCAAGCUCGCCGAGUACCAUAAUCUGUUCCCGGCUCUACGUGAGUUUGUUAAGACAGGGAAACCUGUUUGGGGGACAUGCGCGGGUCUUAUAUUCUUGGCAGACAGAGCAGUUGGUCAGAAAGAGGGAGGUCAGGAAUUAGUCGGUGGCCUUGAUUGCACCGUGCAUAGGAAUUUCUUUGGCAGCCAGAUUCAAAGUUUUGAAGCUGAUAUUUUAGUACCUCAACUAACAUCUAAAGAAGGUGGGCCAGAGACAUUCCGAGGAGUGUUCAUACGUGCUCCAGCUGUUCUCGAUGUUGGCCCUGAUGUCGAAGUCCUUGCGCAUUAUCCCGUCCCAUCAAAUAAGGUCUUGUAUUCAAGCUCUACCGUACAAAUCCAAGAGGAAGAUGCUCUUCCGGAAACAAAAGUAAUUGUUGCAGUGAAGCAAAGAAACUUGUUAGCAACAGCUUUUCAUCCCGAGUUAACUGCAGACACGCGAUGGCACAGUUAUUUCAUAAAGAUGACGAAAGAGAUCGAACAAGGAGCUUCUUCAAGCAGCAGUAGUAACACUAUUGUUUCCGUUGGAGAAACAAGCCUCGGUCCUGAGCAAGCUAAGCCUGAUCUUCCUAUAAUUGAAUAG